GCUCAUUGUUCGGCACAACGACCAAGCACGUAACCGCCAUCUCGGACAACCACCAAGUCGUGCCAGAUCAAACCAGGAAGACUGCCCAGUCUCCGAAAACAUCCAGCAAUUUUCAGGUAAUUGCUGGGUUUAUUUGGCAACAACGACUUGCUUGCCAGGGCUGUGUAUUUGAGAGUGCUUAUUACUCGUGCCCCCGAGGGGCAACGCGCUCGACGUCCAAUAAAUUAACAUUGACUCAGCGAUGUCGCACCGUAUCGCAUCGCUGCCUCUAGGGCUGAGGAUGACCUUGUCAUCUUUUCGCCAGAAUGUCCGGUACUCGUCUCGGUGGACGCAUCACUCGUUCCAACCGUUCUUUUCAAGCGCACGACCUCCACCUUAUUCACGAUGGCAGAAGGUUAUCUGGGUUCUUCCAAUAGCUGGUGGCGUCGCAUUCUAUUACUCGCCCCGCCCAAAGUCUCUCCUACCCGCUAUCUUUGCCUCUCCAACGCUCAUCCCGUGCUCAUCCUCGCAACCAUCUUUCACCGACUCGUCUGGCGAUGCUAUGAUUGCUUCACCCGCAGAACCUCACCACUCAUUUGUUUCGCGCAUCUUGACACUCCUUCGCGAACAUAUGUGGGAGCCUCUAUUGACCGCUCGACGUUUUAUUCAUCUUUUCUACCUGUUCGUGCCUGUCAUCGUCACCAUGCCUAUGCUUCUCAUGGGGAAGCCGGAAAGGAGGUACCAUGGUGAUCGCUGGGGGGCAGUUUGGUGGUAUGGCUUUCUGGUUAGAAGGAUGGAAGCCGCAGGGCCGACUUUCAUUAAGUUGGCACAGUGGGCAGCAUCUCGCGCCGAUUUGUUUCCUUCGAUCCUCUGCAAUAGAAUGGGGGCCAUGCAUUCACACGGAAAACCUCAUUCGUUAGCGCAUACAAAACGUGUAAUAGAGGAUGUAUUCCAGCGGCCAUUUGAGGAUGUUUUCGAAGAGUUCGAUGAGAAACCCAUAGGGACCGGCGCCAUUGCUCAGGUGUACAGAGCUACUCUGAAACAUGAUCUCAUCCCCCCAUCAUAUCUUGGUCCUAAGCGGCAUUCCAAAUCUCCUGCAGCCUCUAUCGCACCUGUCAUUCUUCAAGACCCUCCACCACUUGUUCCCACUGCCUCGGUUGCCAUAAAAGUUCUCCAUCCCCGAGUUGGAAAGAUGAUUGCGCGCGACCUCUCGAUCAUGUCAUUUUUUGCGCAUAUAAUCACUCUUCUCCCUGGUAUGCAGUGGAUUUCACUUCCCGAGGAAGUCGAGGUGUUUGGUCAGAUGAUGUACCAGCAGAUAGACUUGAGACAUGAGGCAGAAAAUCUUCUGACUUUUGAGAGUAAUUUCGCGCCGAGAAACGUACCAGUCACGUUCCCCCGCCCACUCAAGGUAUUCUCCACAAAGAAUUUACUAGUCGAAGAAUAUGAAAAUGCGUUGCCGCUUGAGACGUUUUUGAAGAAUGGUGGUGGGCCAUUUGACGAUCAGAUGGCAACUGUCGGUCUUGAUGCGUUCCUUAACAUGCUUUUACUGGAUAACUUCGUUCAUUCUGAUCUUCACCCUGGCAACAUUAUGAUUAAAUUCACAAAACCCCCAACAACGCAAGAUCUUCUCCGCAACGUCUUUAAUUCACUUUUUGGGGGUCAUAACGGCACUCACAAGCAGCACGUCAUGACAAGCCAGUCCGAGUCUGAUGCUAUCGUCGGUCGCCUGCGCGAACUUCGGCAUUCACCAACAGAGUGGCGCGAGGAAUUGAAGGAAUUAUCGGAAGCAGGGUAUAUCCCCGAAAUUGUGUUCAUUGACGCUGGUUUGGUAACGACGCUAAAUGCUACAAACCGAAAGAACUUCCUCGACCUCUUUCGCGCCGUCGCAGAAUUUGAUGGCUAUCGCACGGGUCAGCUCAUGGUGGAACGCUGUCGCACGCCCGAGCUUGCCAUAGAAACAGAAACAUUUGCCCUGAGGAUGCAACAUAUUGUGCUGAGCGUGAAGCGCAAGACCUUCUCCCUAGGACAGAUCAAAAUAUCGGACAUCCUGACGGAGGUGUUAAAGGCAGUGAGACAACACCACGUGAAGAUGGAGGGCGACUUUAUCAAUACCGUCAUCUCAAUCCUAUUGUUAGAGGGGAUUGGAAGGCAGUUGGAUCCAAGUUUAGAUCUUUUUAAAAGCGCACUGCCGAUUUUGAGGCAGCUUGGUAGACAAAUGACAGCGCAGGAGAGUAUGACGCACCUGCCUUCCGGGAACUUUGGAGCAUUACUGAAAGUCUGGGUGUGGCUCGAAGCACGACAAUUGGCGUCUGCUGCUAUUCUCAACAUAGAUGAUUCUGUAAAAUAUGAUUGGCUUGUUCCGAGCGUUUAAUCAUGGUCGAAGGAUCAUACAUCAAGUGUUGCGUUGUAUCAUGGGUAUAUUAUAUGAACAUUGAACGAACUUAGACGAUGAUUGGCAUAGAGUACACACUGGCUAGUAAAUCACAUAUCACAUAGAUUUAUACAUUCACUAUUCGGUUGUUUUGAUCAUAUGGUGGUCGUUUGGUUACGGUUUGUUUAGCACUUCAACUGGGAGAUAUUUUCCAUUGUCCGAUGAACCAUGAUGGUAAGCUCAGACAACCCAAAGAACUUGCAGUAGUUGUUGCAUGUGCAGGCAAGGAAAUUCCUCCAGUGUAGCUGUGACAACACCAACAAGACACAGUCUUGGGGCACUGGAGCACAACAACAACAACACUCAAUGGAGGAUAAGGAAGUGUACAACCUAUCAAAAGAGGGAGGUUGUCAUACUAAUGUUGGUAUACACUAGAAGAGGACUCGCU
Molecule: messenger RNA, 2798 nt
Organism: Serpula lacrymans var. lacrymans S7.9
Lineage: Eukaryota; Fungi; Basidiomycota; Agaricomycetes; Boletales; Serpulaceae
Exons: 7
Coding region: 242-2350 (702 amino acids)
Cellular component (GO): mitochondrion
Source: RefSeq, a predicted model, not a curated record